Cygnus atratus (black swan) is the source of this 892-nucleotide messenger RNA. RefSeq names its product golgi associated RAB2 interactor family member 2 (gene GARIN2). The transcript is spliced from 5 exons. The coding region runs from base 5 to 892 and encodes 295 amino acids. Gene Ontology annotation, cellular component: nucleus. The record is from RefSeq and is a predicted model, not a curated record. NCBI's taxonomy places the organism in Eukaryota, Metazoa, Chordata, Aves, Anseriformes, Anatidae.
CAAAAUGAGUACUGAGUUCGAUUUUAGGACCAUCAUUUCAAGUCAGACAUCCAUCAUGGGUGACCUUCAGCAACUUCUUAGCCAAGGAGAAUAUGCUCCUUUUACGUCUGCUCCCAUGUUUGAAAGCAAGUUCGUUCAGGUUAACAGAAGAGGGGAGACAAUGAAUAUCCACAAGCAGCCCACCUGUGUCACCAUCGGCAUCUGUGCUACCAAUCCCAGUUCACCGAUGCCCAAUGGGAUGCUGCUAGCACACACAGUGCCUGUAUCCCCACAGGAAAUUAUGACAAAUUUCCAGAAAUUCUCAGAGCGGUCAUCCCAAUUGGAACAGUUAGCACUUAGCAGGUUCUUGCCCUUGAAGUUUGUGGAACUCUCUGUCCACAGCACAGACAAGCACCAACUCAUGUUAAAAUUAGUAAAUGGACGUUCCUACUAUCUAGAGCUCUGUGCCCCACCAGACCAGCAACACCACCUAUUCCAGCACUGGUUGCAGCUCAUCUCUCUCCUGAAACCUCCAAAAAAUCCUAGCAAUACCAACAUUAACAUAAGAUGCAAGGAUUCUCGCACAAGUCAUGAGAAAGCUUCCAGCCCAAACAAUGCAUCAGAAAAUAGGGCCAUCCCACAAGAUUUGCCUAACCCCAAAACAGAGGAAGAAGUUGUUCCCAAACAAACCACCUCCAACCAAGUUCCCCUCUCAGGUAGUGUGGGUCCCACAGAAAAGAGUGGAAGGGAAGGGGUAGCAGCCUUUGCCAGCCCCCUGGAAGCAACCAGGCAAGAAACCACCAUGCAGUCAAAGAAUAUAGACCCUCUGGAUACAAUAAAGAGUAAAAGCAAAGAGAAGAGGAAAAGAAAUAGAAAGAGUGGCAUUAUGUCAAGUGUUGGCUGCUUCAAGUAA